UGAGAUCGUCUCGCGUGGACUUAGACGGCCUUUCUUCUGUCUUUUUACUUUCCACUAGUAUUAAUGGUAUUACCCACCGCUCGACAAAGUCUAUUAGGAAAGGCGAUCAUUGUUACUCGCGCGUGCGGCAAAGUAGACGGAGGAUCUAUCCGUAUCACAACCACCAGCUAAAAGGACUUUUGCCUUCGGUAGGAUAUAUAAAAGUCAAGAUGCAUGGCGACUUCACGUUCACGGUUAAUGACUACUUAACCAACCCUAAUGUCAAUAUGAUGCUUCCUUACCGCAGCUCUGGUUCGACCCCAGUCAUGCAGACCCUUUCGCCAGAGCUGUCUCCUCCCGCAAGCGAUUCUAGCCCUGUUGAUUCAAGUAGCGUCUCGAGUCAUGAUGUCGAGUCUGUCAAGCCAACGGCGAUACAUAUGCAGACUGUCUUCUCCUCGCAGACCGGAGAGGCUCAUCCUUCGCAGCAGCAUUCGGCCCAAGUAUGGGAAUCCCAUAAAGAUGAAAUACGGCGACUGUAUUUAGAAGAGAACAGGCCACUGAAGGAAGUCAUGGCGAUAAUGCGUCAAAAGGGGUUUCGGGCAACUGUCAGAAUGUACAAAUCGCGCUUCGACAAGUGGGGUUUUAGUAAAAAUAACAGCAAGAAGGACGUUAUCGCGAUGUUACAAGUCCAACGUCAACGAAAUGCUGUCGGCAAACGCACAGCCUUUCAUCGCAACGGAAAGGAGGUGGCCAUCGAUGCUUACCUCAAGAGGAAAGGGAUCUCGCAAUACGAUCUCGUAGAACCCGGCCUGGCCGAGAAUCUCCCCGAGAACUUACGCUGCCUCACACCACCCCCCGAAAGCCCCAAGGUCUUACAUGCCCCAGGUAAUCUGUCGCUACAGGAACUCGUCUUACAAUGCGCGAGAGAUUUGGCCUGGAAUUGGUACUGUCCGCCUGAUACCCCAUUAGUUGCUUGCGCAGCCCAUUAUCGUGGAGACGAGUUACGUUGUGCGAUCACAGAUAUUACGAAUGCGGACUGGCUAUUCUCUGUUGGGCAGUAUGAAAGGGGUGGUGCAAUGUGCGAGCAAGGUUUCAAGUCUUUGCACUUGGUUUUUAAAAAGCCAUCGAUAUAUGGAUUGCUGCAUUUGUUAAUCACUGUGCUUGAUGCCUCGAAUAAAGGGGUUGUCAAGGAAAUUUGGCGAUACCUUUCAGCAUACGCGUCUGCCGUUCGACUCGAUGGGCCUAUGGCGCGACUCUUUCAGGGAAUGUGGAAAUAUCUCAGCACCCAUGAAUAUGAGGAGUUCUGGGACUUCAUUUUCGAGUGUACCGAAAAGCUCCUUCAAGUCGAGGAACAUCAUUCUGGCCUCCCGGCGGAUACGUUACCAAGGCUUUAUCCUAUAUUGUUCAUUCCACGAGCUUACCAAUACCAGUCCCAGCCCUAUCGUCGUCUUCAGAGCCGCUGCGACUUUAAGCGACUAGUCCAAGGGCCCAUGCCAACGGCGAUAGAGGAAUUGACCGUUUUUCAGGCAACCGAACUACUCAUUCUAGGAAACCAGACGUUAUGGCAAGGCGAACGCGUUUUCGAGCUUGCCAAUACGGUCCUCGAGAACACGAAGGGCAUUGCAUACAACACCGAAUUCUUCAUUUACAUCGCACUAACUUCGCUAGCCCACUACCACAGGAAUCAAUUUUUACUGAAGAAAGAUCCGAUUUCCAAGGAAUCAAACCACCAAUUAUCGGUACACUACCUUGAACAAAUUGUCUCGGUGAUGGAGGGUCGAUGGGAUCCCGAUAUGGGAUACCUUCUCGGCGAGUUGGAGCGGUUGGAGCAUUGGUAUAGGGAAGCGGGCGACAUUGCUCAAGCAGAUGCCGCGCAUACCAGAUGGGAGAACGCUCUGGAAGCGAUACCGAAGGACUUCGUUAGAGGGAAAAAAGGCAUAUUGCAUUAGUUCCUGGAACACCAGAGGACAAUACGCCACCACUAAGUCGCAGGAUUUAGGAGCCUAUCAUGGAAAUGAGUGGCUGUGUAUAAGGUAUGUAUUGACAUAUUCGUUCUUAUAGGGAUUUGGUUUUGGAUAGCGCCGGUGUUACGGAUAGGUAACAAACUGCAUGGCGCUGCAAGUCUCUAUUUGCUCCUAUUAGGGAUAAAACAAAUCUUGAGCCUAGUUGGUGUCGUCUGCUUAUUAGCAGUCUAUGUAUAUCUACAGAAUACAGAAUACAGAAUACGGAAUAAAAAUGCAUUGCACAUAUUCAAC
This is a messenger RNA of Daldinia loculata, 2234 nucleotides long. RefSeq lists its product as uncharacterized. The transcript is spliced from 2 exons. The record is from RefSeq and is a predicted model, not a curated record. Bases 210 to 1928 code for a protein of 572 amino acids. NCBI's taxonomy places the organism in Eukaryota, Fungi, Ascomycota, Sordariomycetes, Xylariales, Hypoxylaceae.